GCUCGGCCGCCUGCCCUGCUCGGAGCCGCGCGUGAGGACGGCUGAGGCCGCAGAUUGCGUGGUGACUGCUGUGGCUUAGGGAGGAAAAAGAUCAGCAGUAGCUGCAGCAUCCUGAGAAAGAAAGCUUCCUGGAAGAAGGCAGCCAGCUGUGUAUCUCACCUACACUCCUCACCCCUGGCAGUGCCUGCUAUAGGACAGGAGUGUUUGAAAGAACGAUGCACGUAAGUCUGACAUCAUGAUGUCCAUCCGGCAAAGAAAAGAAAUAAAAGCCGCUGAUGUUUCUGAGGAUUCUCCAGUACAAGAAGAAAAUGUGACGUUGGAAAAUAAAUUGCCAUCUGGUAGAUCUGGUUGUGCCAAUAGAAGACUGUGGAGGAUUCUGUCAUUUACAGCUGGUGGAACCGUCGCCCUUUGCAUGGGCCUCCUUACAUCUGUCUACCUUGCCACUUUACAUGAAAAUGACUUAUGGUUUUCUAAUAUUAAGGAAGUGGAGCGGGAAAUCUCAUUCAGGACUGAGUGUGGACUGUAUUACUCCUACUACAAGCAGAUGCUGCAGGCUCCGACCCUCCUGCAAGGUUUUCAUGGCUUGAUAUAUGAUAAUAAAACUGAAUCUAUGAGGACAAUUAACCUCCUUCAACGAAUGAAUAUUUACCAAGAGGUUUUUCUCAGUAUUUUAUAUAGAGCUCUGCCCAUACAGAAAUACUUAGAGCCAGUCUAUUUUUAUAUUUACACCCUAUUUGGACUCCAGGCCGUCCAUGUUGCAGCUCUUUAUAUAACUAGCUGGCUCCUCAGUGGCACGUGGCUGUCAGGACUCUUGGCGGCCUUGUGGUAUGUCACAAACAGAAUAGACACCACCAGAGUGGAGUUUACCAUCCCACUGAGGGAGAACUGGGCACUGCCUUUCUUUGCCAUUCAGAUAGCAGCAAUCACGUAUUUCUUGAGACCGAACUUACAGCCUCUUUCUGAAAGGCUGACACUUCUUGCCAUUUUCAUAUCAACUUUUCUCUUUAGUCUGACAUGGCAAUUUAAUCAAUUUAUGAUGCUGAUGCAGGCGUUAGUGCUGUUCACACUGGACUCCCUGGACAUGCUGCCAGCAGUGAAGGCGACGUGGCUGUACGGCAUCCAGAUAGCAGUGUUGCUCCUGGUCUGCAUUCUUCAGUUCUUUAAUUCCAUGAUUCUGGGAUCAUUGCUUAUCAGUUUUAACCUUUCAGUAUUAAUUGCAAGAAAAUUUCAGAAAAAUCUGAAAACUGGAAGCUUCCUUAAUAGGAUUGGGAAACUUCUGUUACAUUUGUUUGUGGUUUUGUGUUUGACACUUUUUCUCAACAACAUAAUUAAGAAAAUCCUUAACCUGAAGUCAGAUGAACACAUAUUUAAAUUUCUGAAGGCAAAAUUUGGGCUUGGAGCAACAAGGGAUUUUGAUGCAAAUCUCUAUCUGUGUGAAGAAGCUUUUGGCCUCCUGCCUUUUAAUACAUUUGAAAGGCUUUCAUAUACUCUGCUGUUCUACGCUUACAUGCUUGUUCUGUCCAUCACGGUGAUCACCGCCUUGGUUACUGCCUUCCAUAACCUCAGUGAUUCUACAAAUCAACAAUCCCUGGGUAAAAUGGGAAAGUGUACAAUCGACCUGAAACCAGAAACUGCUUAUAACUUGAUACACACCAUUCUGUUUGGAUUCUUGGCCUUGAGCACCAUGAGGAUGAAGUACUUGUGGACGUCACACAUGUGUGCCUUCGCGUCAUCCGGCCUGUGCAGCCCUGACACCUGGCAGUUACUGCUGAAGUCGGUGCAUCUGUACAGCCCACGGAGGGUAUGUAUAAUGCGAUAUUCAGUACCGAUAUUAAUACUGCUCUAUCUCUGCUGUAAGUUCUGGCCAGGAAUGAUGGAUGAGCUCUCCGAGUUGAGAGAAUUCUAUGAUCCAGAUACAGUGGAGCUGAUGAACUGGAUUAAUUCUAACACUCCAAGAAAGGCUGUGUUUGCUGGCAGUAUGCAGUUGCUGGCCGGGGUCAAGCUGUGCACAGGAAGGACCUUGACCAACCACCCCCACUAUGAGGACAGCAGCCUGCGGGAGCGGACCAAGGCGAUUUACCAGAUAUACGCCAAGAGGUCCCCCGAGGAUGUGCACGCGCUCCUGCGCUCCUUCGGCGCCGACUACGUGAUUCUGGAGGACAGCAUCUGCUAUGAGCGCAGGCACCGCCGCGGCUGCCGGCUGCGAGACCUGCUGGACAUGGCCAACGGACACGUGAUGGAUGGCCCAGGAGAGAAUGAUCCUGAUUUAAAACCUGCACACCACCCUCGCUUCUGUGAAGAGAUCAAAAGAAACCUGCCUCCCUACAAGGCCCACUUCACUAGAGUGUUCCACAACAAAACAUUCCACGUUUACAAGCUCUCUAGAAACAAGUAACAGAGAGUUCUGUCCGGCCUCCAUUUUUGAUACACUAAAGCUGCAUCAUAAUGCAACUCAGUAGGGUCCCUAUGUAAGUAGGUAGCCGGUACCUUAAAGCUGUGACAUGAGGGAGUUCUACAGAUGUUUACACAGAUGUUACCAUCUUCGAAAUACCUUCUCUAAGCUUCUGUCUUUUUGUCUUGUCUCUGUCUUUUCCAUUAAUGUUAGCUUAAAUGCUCACAGCUUUCCAAGAGUAAUCUGGAUUUGAUUGCUGGGGAGAACACCUUUUCCGUGGAAAGCCUGGACAGCCAGAUACCAGGCUGGAAUGAGAACCUCUUCAGGAUUUGAAAUGCUUUUUAAUUUCCAGUUGACUUAAGACAGCUGUGAUUGAGUCGAUUGAAAAGAUGAUUAAAUUAUUUAAUGUUACUUCAUUAGUGAAGGCCAACUGCUGGCUUUUUAAAAAGCUCUUUAUUGUCCCAUUUUCACCUGAAAAUUUUAUAAUGCUUUCCAAUUAUUGCGCUUUUAACAUUAACAAAAAAAAUCAUGUUGGAUCUUUGUAUGUAUUGAACAUUUUGUUUCACUCUGUCUGAAAGGUCCCGUGUAGCAGGCAGUGUGUAGUAGUGUGUCACGUAGUGUAUGUGUGAGUGUGUGUCCUAAUGCUGGCACAGAAAAGUGUUAGGAGUUCCAGACUGUAAGUCCUGAAAGGGGCAGAAAUGUAUGUAGCCAAGUAUUUAAUAGCAUUUGUCACUGUCGAGCAGUAUUAUUUUAAAAUCUACUGACACUCUUUAACCUCUCCUGCAAGUAAAAUAGUUUUGCUUUAUUUCUUACUCACUUCAACUCACUGGGUUUGCAAAAUUUUGUAAACUUUUUGUGUUUUUAGCCUUUGUAUUUUUUGCAGCCUAGAACUUCAAAGUCUGAAUAUUUUUUAAAUGGUGUAUCUUGACUAGUUCACUGAUAGGUAUUUUUAGCAGACAGCAUUUUCAUACCGACUUUGACCUGUGGUCUCCAAUCUUACUGGGAGGGCCCUGGUACCGUUAUUCCCUCCCUUCCUAAAAGGUAACCAAGUGCCUCUAAGUCAUGGUUGUUUGUAAACAGCAGAGAGGGUGAUACCUACUCAAAAUUUUUUGAUAAUUGCUUUUAUAAUUAAUUUCCAAUGAUGGGGACCUGUACAAGUUGCUGACAUAAGCAUAUUGUACAUUUAAUUAAAUCCAGAUGACUAAUGAAAUUUGCUGUCUCCCUGCCUUGCCAGUUGGAAAUGAUUUAAAUAUUUCUCCUUGCAGUUGUAUUGAAGUAAAUUACCAUAGACAUCACGAUGGACACAUCCCACUUUCAAAUGAACUUGCAUUCAGCUACUACUUCCGAGCAACACUCAGACAAAUGUUUACCCUGUCAUGUUAGACACAGAGAUACUCAACUUCUGUCAAAAGGUAUUUAAAUAAAAAAUGAGAGUAGUUGGGCUAUUAAAUUGUGCAACUGAAACUCCCAAAUUAUAUCUUUCCUAUAUCCCUUAAUAAGGUUGGAGACCACUGCAGUUUAGGAUAACACAAUAAUAAAACAUUUUAAUCGGUACUGAAACUUUAAUUAAGCCAGUAACGAUGCAUGCCUGUUGGUGCUGACAGCACGGGUCAGUGCCCACUUCAGCGAGUGCCUUACUCUAAUUGAAACCAAGCACAUGUAAGGUACAGUAUAUUACCUGUGUGGUUUUGUUUUUCAAGUCUUCUGUUGCCUUUUGAGAUAUUUGAGAUUUAAAUUUAUUUUAAAUAUUCCUGUAUGUUUUCUUCUAAGCAUUUGGGCAUUUGGAUUCUCAGAAUGCAAAACACGUACUUAAACUUUGUGCUUACCAUCCCCACAGUGCUGCACACAGCCAUCUUCUUCCCUUGGUUCAGGUGCCAUCGUUGCCAAAACACUCGGUGUCAGUCUUUAGUGAAAAAUGUAAAGUGCCCAAAAAAAUCUUGCAAGACAGAACCACACUGCGCUCUUUCUAAGACACUGUGACCAUGUACAGCAGAAGUUUUUAUUUCUUGGUGACCAAAUCUCUCAAUGAAUCAUGUCCAAUGUUUUUAGCAGUGUCCUCUCCCAUGACCUCUUUACUGAAGUAGAUGAGAGGAAAGAGAGGAAAAGCCUCUACCCUCUCUGGCUCUGAUCUCCAGCCUCUCCUACUAAGCUGAAGCAGGAAACCGUGUAAGCUGCCUGCCACACAGACCUGGGGCUGUGCUAAUACUUAGUAAUAUCCAGAUAGUGGCUCUGGAGUUUAUGGAUAGAAAAACCACUUGAUUUGCUUCUGAGUUAGCAGCCAGAAGACCCUCUAUGUCAGCAGUUCUCAACCUGUGGGUUGUGACCGCUUUAGGGGUUGAACGACCAUUUCACAGGGGUCACCUAAAUACAU
This is a messenger RNA of Otolemur garnettii (small-eared galago), 4763 nucleotides long. RefSeq names its product dpy-19 like C-mannosyltransferase 3 (gene DPY19L3). The record is from RefSeq and is a predicted model, not a curated record. Gene Ontology annotation, molecular function: mannosyltransferase activity. Lineage: Eukaryota; Metazoa; Chordata; Mammalia; Primates; Galagidae. The transcript has 20 exons. Bases 236 to 2395 code for a protein of 719 amino acids. Gene Ontology annotation, cellular component: nuclear inner membrane.